AUGAAUACGGCUCGUGCAAAUGUGCAAGCGAUCAACUCGUUGAGCCAUUCUCCCCAACAGCGUCGAGACAUUGUUGGUCUUUAUACGAGUGCCUCAACACUGCACUUGCCUAAAAGACCGUCAAUUACGCAGAGUGUCUAUUCGAUUCGAAAUCCAUCAGUAGCACACCAAGUCAAUUCGGCUAGCAGCACAUCACGAACUAGUAGCGCUGCUAAAGACACUCAGCACUCAGUUCGUGAACUUCUACGAAUUGCUCGGUGA
Anisakis simplex (herring worm) is the source of this 261-nucleotide messenger RNA. The record is from the annotation of a GenBank genome assembly. Lineage: Eukaryota; Metazoa; Nematoda; Chromadorea; Rhabditida; Anisakidae.